AGAUGGCAAGAAUCAGACGAAUGGAGAAAGCUGUUUGCUGGAGCGACGACAGAUACUGGGCAACUUGGGACAAGUGGGGAGAGGUGAUUGACUGGGGAGAUGAGAAAGAGCUGUGCUCCCCAGCAGAAUCACCUUCUGACCAGGCUGACAGUUCCACUGAGUCACAUUCCCGAAGGCGAAUUGCCAAGGCAGUUAGCUGGACGGAUGAUGCUUAUUGGGCAGCCUGGGACAAGUGGGAAGAGAUCAUCUGCUGGGGUGAUGAAGAGGAGUGCUCCCAAGUAACUCCACCCACUAGCCAGCUUGGGAGGGAUAAGGGGAUAGAUGUACAUGGGUUGGAGGCUUUUGUGAUGAAUAACAGGACAAUCUCCAUAAAGCCUGUAGACAACCAUCGAGACAGUCUGGAGAUAGGAGCUGUGCUGGUAGACCUCUGCCAGUUUGAUCUCGAAUAUUUAGAUCAAAGUAAAUUUGAUUUUGAAAUUGUACAAGUACAAAUUGGAGAAGUCAAAGUGGAGGAGACUAGUGAAAAGGCUUUUGAAAAAGCAUUUGAAUUGGAAAUUGUGGAUGUGGCAGUAGAAGUUAUAAACAGUGAAUUCCAGCUGAAUGCUAUAAAUUUGGAUAUUGUUGAAACUAAGGUGGACAAAUUAUUAUUGGAAGAACUGAUUAUUGGCGAUUUAGAAGCAGGCAAUGUGAAGGUGUCAGUGUCAAAUGGCAAUGUGGUGAAGGUACCCUUAAGGUACCCUUCACCACAGAGGAACAGAAGGACCAGGCAACCUUAGACCAUACUCUCUGGUGGUUGACUCGUGGCAACUGGACUUGUCUCUGAAAGUUAGAAACGUUUCGCUGCUCAUCCAAGCAGCUUCUUCAGACUGAGGGAGGUAGUAAGUGUCCACAUAUUUAUCCUCCUGGGUAAGUAGUUUAAGGGGGCUCGUUGAGUGAAACAAAGUGGGGGGGGGAGUUGCGGGUAGAUGUAACCAUCACACCUUAGCAGUCCCUCCUACUCCAAUAGAGUGGGUCGUUAAGGGUGGUCCACCUGGUGGAGGUGUGAAUUGGGUCUGUUUUUUUCCUGGAAAUUAUUUUUGUUUUGGCAAAUGAUGAGAGGGCCGCAGGUUAAAUUGGAGACAGGUUGUGCCUAAUGCCUCUACCUCUGUUGAGUGAGGGGUUGUGCAUUUGCACAUGCAAAGCUGCUUGGACGAGCGGUGAAACGUUUCUACCUUUCAGAGAGGUACAAUGUCUUUGGAUGUCUUUUGUCUUAUGCAGUCUGGGAGUUGACUGAAUGCUGGGGUGGGGGUAGCUUUUCCUUUGUAGUGGGGUCCGGUGGGGUGCCUUGGGCUCUGUGGGGCCCGGUGGUGCUGCUGCCUUGGGCCCCGGUCUGGAUGGGCCUGGGCCCCCCUCCCUGGAUGGAUUUCGGGGAACGGGGAGUGCCUAUGGGGGUCAGCGGGGGAGCUGGCUCCGGGGGGGGAGGUAUUUUGCCCCCCCCCAUUCCUUUCCUCCCCAUCCCUAAAUGCUUCCCUCCUCCCGCUCCAUCACACCACCACACAUGUAGGGCUUUGAGGUGUAGGUGCGUUCCUGGGAUGCAGGGUAGGUAUUCCUCCUCUGUCCCCUCGCGACCACCUGUACCUCAUUCAUACACUACAACGUAGACACUCUCAUUACUUACUCUCUCAUGACACAUACAUUUAGGGCGUUGGGGAUGGGCACACAGAAUGGCAUCCAGAGGGCGGUCUGUUCAUUCAGCCUUACCUCUGGUGCCAGGGCCCACAUCUCAAUUUUAAUCACACAUAGACAUUGAGGGCUCUGGGGAGAGGCCGAGCUAACACCAGCUGUUGGUCGGCAGGGGGUGGUUAGUGCCAUGCCCUUCACCUGUUUUAAAAGCACUUUAGAACAACACACACCAACACCACAUCUGAGCGGGCGAAGGGGGG
Brienomyrus brachyistius is the source of this 1922-nucleotide messenger RNA. RefSeq lists its product as uncharacterized. Bases 3 to 776 code for a protein of 257 amino acids. Lineage: Eukaryota; Metazoa; Chordata; Actinopteri; Osteoglossiformes; Mormyridae. The record is from RefSeq and is a predicted model, not a curated record. The transcript has 2 exons.